This is a messenger RNA of Symbiodinium sp. CCMP2456, 1337 nucleotides long. Lineage: Eukaryota; Dinophyceae; Suessiales; Symbiodiniaceae. The record is from the annotation of a GenBank genome assembly.
GCAUCGAUCGAGGCGAACAUCGAGGAGGACGACCAGAACAGAAUGCGCGUCCAGCAGUUUGGCGACUUGAAAGGCGUGCAAGCAUCAUCCUCUCCUGUACCAAUCAGCAGCGAGGAGAGUCUCGCGUGCCGGGCAUCCCUUCCUGUGCCGAUCAGCAGCGAGGAGAGUCUCGCGUCCCGGGCGUCCCAGGACAAUGCAGAAGACACUCUCUGGGACCCUUCCGGCUUUGACAUGCCCGAGGGGGUACUGCUUCCGCACAUGAGGUUGCCACCUGCGUGCAGAAGAGACUUGGAGACCAUGGGCGAGGGCGUCUGGGAACGCCGCUUGACUGUACCCCCGGACGGCUUCUGCAUGCUGUACACAUUUCUGGCUGCAUGCGAUCCCCCGACGUGGAGUCGGCUGCACAGAAGCGAGCUGGGCUUCAUCGAAGACGUUGUGGCCGAGCAGAAGUACAAGGAGGCCGCACAGAACAUCCUGAUGCACAUCCUGAUGCUGCUCCGCACGCAAGGGAAACACGAGGAGGCAGCUCGCCUCGAAGCCGGAGGACACCCAGGCGACGAGGAACUUGGCGCCUACAGCGAAGCCUUUGGAUGCGCUAUAUUAGUGACACCGACAGACCCGCAGGCUUUUCCCGUGAUGCACGGGCAAGGCCCGGUUGGCUUCGAGGUGGAACACUGCCUGAGCGUCGACGGCGCCGGUCACGGAGCGGGGCAUUUCGAACUUCUGCGCAGCUGGCUUCCCGCAGAUUGGCUUCAACGAAGGGGCUUUCCGGCAGUCGGUGCACAGGUGCAAGAUCGCAAACGGAACGCACCUGCAGAAGCUUCGAGCGAGGAAGAGUCCCCUGAAGAAAUCGGGGCCAACUUGCCAGACGCUUGCGUGAAGGCAGCCGGCACCCCACAUGGCAGAGGCAACAUGACACGCAGCUUGAAGAACUUCUACCUGCAUCGAGAUGUGCAUCCCGAGUUGUACAACAAAGCCAUGGCAAAUCUGGCCCGCUUUGCACCGGGCCUUGUGGAGGAAUUGCGGCUGAAGGUUCGUUUGCCGAGACGCUCCGCGCCAUUGCUUGAAGAGGUCCGACACAAAAAGACAGCAGUCAUGGCCCAGCAAUGGCAGAAAUGCAAGGCAGCACGGCAACCGGCUCUCGCCCUGAGAGGGACGGGAGCCGCCAAAGAGUACCGGAGCGGAGUGCUCGCCGACCAGCGGUGGGCAACGAAGAACUUUUACCCCGACGCUCCUCGUCGCCCUCGUGCCUCUGGCGACGCCUUGUCUGCCGUCGUGGACAAUGACUGCGACUUGCCGCCUGCGUUCACCUCCAUGCACGCAAUUGGCUUGCAACG